Ictalurus furcatus (blue catfish) is the source of this 3517-nucleotide messenger RNA. It is a transcript of the gene inpp5e, whose product is annotated as inositol polyphosphate-5-phosphatase E. The transcript has 11 exons. Gene Ontology annotation, molecular function: inositol-polyphosphate 5-phosphatase activity. Gene Ontology annotation, biological process: phosphatidylinositol dephosphorylation. The coding region runs from base 497 to 2527 and encodes 676 amino acids. Lineage: Eukaryota; Metazoa; Chordata; Actinopteri; Siluriformes; Ictaluridae. The record is from RefSeq and is a predicted model, not a curated record.
UGCGGCGCUUUCGCGAGUUUUCUCAUACCAUCUCAGGAUGGUCUUUUCCAAGGUUGCCAUAUUGUUUGUUUUUCCUUCUAUAUUUUCCUGUGGAUUACAGCUAAUCCUGUAGGCAUUACUUCACUUCCUUUUGUCUAUACAUUAACACAUACUGUCCUAGUCUCUAUAUUCAGUCCAUUUGUACUCUUCUUUGCUGUAUUCGGUGUUCCUCAGAUUUGUGUUGAUUCAUUCACCUCUGGAUUUAUGUUUUCGAAUAUAUCUGGCAACCCCGGUCUCUGCUCGCGAGCUGUAUAAUGGCGGCUUCAGCGAGUUGUAGGUUGUCUGCUGUUGCUAAGGAAGUAAAAAAAAAAGUUUGCUGUCAUGCGAGGAGCUGCCUAGAGCUGUAACCGAGCUACAGAGCUGUGAUUGAGACUCCACAUACAGACCCAGCACUGAGAAUGUGAGCGUAUAAGGAUAAUGGCACUUGUUUGUGUCUGAAAACAAGUGGGAGAGUAGGAUGAAUGAGAAUGAAGACCUCAUCGUCCCAUUCCAACCUGUUGGAGUUCAGUCAGAAGAAGCACUCUGCAGGAAUGAUGCAGCUAACUUCAGCAUAGAAGUGGCAAAUGACAGAAGCAGUAAAGAACAGCUCAGUGGUAAGAAGUCAUCUAACGAAGUGCUCCAAACCCUUCAAGAUGAGCAAAGGGAGCAAGACAAACCUGGUCCCUACAUGCCUCGUCCACCUUUGCUUCCCAAGCCUCUUGGCAUGGCGAAAGGAAGUAGGAACAUGUCGUUUGAGGAAAAGAAAAAGGGAAGACGAUUGAGGAGCAGUCAGGAGAGCCUCACCGAUCCAGCGGAGAUGACCUCUUCGACUGACUCCCUUAGGGAAGUCUCCAAUUUUUCUGCACCUAGUAGCCAUAUGGUAUUAAAGAAUGGCCAGGACGCUGGAGGAAGUAAUUUUGAUCAAGUGGCCUGGCAAUCCCCACCAUUCUGGGAUCGAUGUAACAGCUUCCCUGAGGACGACAGAUGUCCUUCUGGCCAAGGCCAUUUUUCUGGGCAGCAUCCUAAACCUUCCAAAAUUAUUCUUUCCCCGCUGCAGCCUGCAGGAACUUUUCCUCCACUGGAGUACAGCAUCGCCGCCAUGUCCUUAAGGACUGCUAAUCAGAUUGACAGGGAUUGCUUGGAUUAUAGGAAUGGGAGCCUGCAAGAGAAGUUGCAAAAGAACCUCAGUGACAGCCAGCUUUGGGACACAAUGGUGUCGGACAGAACCUCAGUCAAUUCCAUGAAGUCAGCCUUCAGUGUGCUCAACCCAAUCCGGCCCAAGGAUGUGAGGAACAGGAGCUUUUUGGAGGGCAGUGUGAUGGGCAACGGAGCCUUACUCGGAGCUGAAGAGCUGGACCGGUACUUUCCGAGCAGGCAAAUUGGGAUUUAUGUUGCCACUUGGAAUAUGCAGGGAGAGAAGGUGAGUUCGAGCUUAAGUGCUGUGACACAAAGACUCAAUAUCAUUGACAUGCACGAAAUAUUUUAUAUUAAUGGUGAAUAUUGCAUGCAGGGGCUUCCGAACAACCUAGAUGACCUGUUGCUCCCUACAGACACCGAUUUUGCACAAGACUUCUAUAUCAUUGGGGUUCAAGAAGGAUGCCCUGAUAGGAAGGAAUGGGAGAUCCGUCUGCAGGAAACUCUGGGACCGUACUAUGUGAUGCUGUAUGCCGCUGCGCAUGGAGUGCUUUAUCUCACCAUCUUCAUACGCAGGGACCUCAUAUGGUUCUGUUCCGAGGUGGAGCAUGCUACCGUCACCACUCGGAUCAUUUCGCAGAUUAAGACCAAAGGGGCAGUGGGCAUUGGCUUCACUUUCUUUGGGACAUCCUUCCUCUUCAUCACAUCUCAUUUUACUUCGGGAGAUUCGAAAGUCUAUGAAAGGAUACUGGACUACAAUAAGAUAAUAGAAGCUUUAGCUCUUCCCAGGUGCCUUCCUGACACCAACCCUUACCGUUCAGUUGCCUCGGACGUGACCACCAGAUUUGAUGAAGUCUUCUGGUUUGGGGAUUUUAACUUCCGCCUUAGUCAAGACCGGGGAAGAGUGGAGGAUAUUUUAAACCAACUAACCGUGAAAAACAUGGACGCCCUCCUCCAGCAUGAUCAGCUUUGCAAAGAAAUGAAAGACGGUUCCAUCUUUAAAGGAUUUCAGGAAGCCCCAAUCCACUUCACUCCCACGUACAAGUUUGACAUUGGCUGUGACGUUUAUGACACAACACCCAAGCAGAGAACUCCAUCAUAUACAGAUCGAAUCCUUUUUAGGAGCAGACAAGUAGAUGACAUCAAGGUGGUUAAGUAUACAUCCUGCUCAUCUAUCAAGACCUCAGAUCACCGGCCAGUCAUUGGCAUGUUCCAGGUCAAGCUCCGGCCUGGUAGAGACAACAUUCCGUUGGGAGCGGGCUUGUUUGACCGAGCCGUGUACCUGGAAGGCAUCAAGAGAAGGAUUACGAGAGAACUGAAGAGGAGGGAAGCCAUGAAGAACCAGAGCAACAGCACUGUCUGUUCUAUCUCCUGAUCCAGGGUCAGCAGGUGUCAGACCAUAUCUUCCAUAUUCUGAGCUACUGACUCAGGAAGCUGGACUUUCAGGACCAAAGGGAAGCUCAGAACUGAGGGAGAUGUAGCGUUUGACUCCCCAUCCAGGAACAUACACUCACUCACUCACAGGAGCUUGAAAAGAGGCUGUGCCUUAUCGUUCAAGGUCUUGGGUUUGAGCUGUAAAUGUCCAUGAGAACACUACACAUUCUGUAGAAAGUGGUGAACAUAUAUGGCUGAGAAUGAAGGGAAUGUAAAAAUGACCUCUUUAUAUCUUGUGCACUACAUUUUACCUAAUGUCUUUGAGUUUUUAUAUUAAUGUGUCAGCUUAUAUUUAAGAUCAAAUGAAAGAUUUGUCAUACGACUCACAUUUUUCAAACUAAUACAGUGUUCAAUGGCCUUACAUGGAUAAAUCAGCAGCUCAACUAACAAACACAGAUUUGCUACAAAUACUAAAUUAUUAUUAUUUUUUAAAUAUUUAUUUUACGGAUUUAGUGUAAAUUCGGCCAAAAUGUAGUUGGUAUCUGUAACAAUGGAAAUGUGACCUAGAGAAACCACCUUGCGUUUCUUUAGCCAGAAAUUGUCUUCUUGCAGCAGUGUGAAUGGGAAAAUCCAAGUCAUACUGAACACAAAGUCUCAUCUAGGACUCACGUCCAUUGCCUUAACUUCUUAUACAAAAUAAUUCAGCCUUUUACUUGAUGUCAGCUGGCUAUUUAUAAAGGACUAAGGACUGAUUUUGACUAAGUAACUAUAUUCCUCUUGCAUGGGCCACAAAUAAAUACGUAACCCUAAAUCAUGCUUUUGUAUUACAUUCCUCACUGUUGAUGGAAAGUGCCUGAAAUCCUGUUUAUGAUUCCUUUUGUUGCUUUUCUAGAACAUUGUUUCAACCUAAACAAGCAUAUUUUUAAUGUUUACAGAGUUAUUUAAGUAACAUGACGCUAUGACUGAAUCUACACUCAUCUAAAUGUUUUUU